ACCCAGACUGGAGGAGGGAGAGGUGAGUCUCAUGGAACCCAGUGGGAUGAAAGUCACUAAUUCAGACUGUUUCUGGAUUGCACUGUGCUGAUCCACUUAUUGUAACUAAUCAUCACCUGGAGUAACAUUGUAACUGCUCACAGCAUCCUAGCAGAGUACAAUCAUUCUAUAAUUGUUUAUUGAAAAGGUUUACCAAAAUGUAUAAAUAUUUUACAAUUAUAAAAUGAGGGGGGCAGUAAACAAAAAGGGGGAUCACAUUCAAUAAUAUAAUAUUAUUGUAAAAUAUUCAAUAUAUGUCACAAUUAUAAAAAGAAGUAUCAGAACUGGUCAGUUAAGGGUCCACAUUAUAGGGAAUAUGCAGGUUUAAUAUUGUCUCCCCAGACAUUCCAUUAUAUACAGGGAUAGAACAUUAUCCACCAUGCUAAUUGUAAAAUCUAUUAUUGAUUGAUUAUUUUUUAAUGAAUUUGUAAGUAUACAUAGAUGUAUAAAUGACAGAAUUGACAAUUUUACAAUAUGAACAGCAUUAAACAGUUAUGGAGAUGGGCUGGACACACAUUAAGACCCCAAAUUAAAAAAAAUGGGAAAAAUGAAAUUAGAAAUAAAUGAACCUUUUAGUUUUUUGUUAGGCUGGAGGCGCAGACAGUGAGGUUUUGUUAUUGCAGGUUUCCUAUUGGAGUUGGUGAUGUUAUAAAUACAGAUUUAGUGAAUCGUAUAGAAUUCAAUCAGUUAGAUUUAAUGUAACAGUUCUGAUUUUGACUAUGGGUGUAAUCAUCAUUUUCACAGAUAUGCACUUUGAUGCUGCUCACACAUCCAGCCUUAUAAAAUGUUGGGAAUAGCCCCAAACAACAUGUACUUUCCUCAGGUAUACGUGCUCUAUUCUCUUUUACCAGUCGAUAAAAGCCCUUGGCGUCACCUUUGGCCAACAGUAAAAUGACAUGUCCAACAGCAAUGGAGAAAGCACUGCUGGAAAAUAUAGCUUCUGUCAUGUCAAAAGCACGAGUUGGUGUUUGAUGUGUGUUGAUAUAUGUUAAGAGUUGUUGUUUUUUGUAAACCUUGGGAUGACAUUUGUGGCGGAACCAACCUCGCCACUGUGCACUGGAGAAGCCUGGUUGCUUGCCUGCUCCCUUUAGACUAUGGCCCCUGUUCUGUUAAAGCCAUGCUACCCCAGAUAGCUAUGUCAUUGAGCCCAGCCGAAUGACUGUAUGAAAGACUUUGGCUCCAUGGCGAUUAAACUGUAUGUAUGUGAUCUGAGCGCCAUCCAGUAAUAAUGUGCACUCAGAUCUAAGCUAUCUGGGGAUGGGUAGAAUGUCUGUAGUUUAUGUAAUAAAGGUAACCUUGUGUAUUUUAUUGUAUUUUACUGUCUUUUUACUGCCAUGUGCUUAAUGGAGUUUUGCCUCUGUCCUUGGAGAUAAUUGGAUUACUUCUCAAUUAUCUCCAGGAUAGAAGACUCUGUGAAACUGGUUUUGGGCAGAAAAGCCAUGCUUCAUUUGGUCACAAAGGACUUCGAUCUAUCUUUUGAAUCAAUGGACCAAUUUGGAUGAUUUUGACAUAUGUUUGUAUUUGGAGUAUGCUGAUUCAGAAAAUGUGAAUGUGAUGCAUACUUUCAAAGUUCUGAAUGAUGUGGAAAAACUGUAUUCUUCUGCCUGUGAUAAUUAUAUCACCCAUUGUGAUAUUACAGUAGCUGUCGGUGUAUCUGGAAAGGGGAAUAUCGCCUAAACGGUUUUUAACCUCUGGUGAGCAAAACGGUCCGUUAAAACAUUCAUUGUGGUCUUUGAUCUUGCACAAGGCCUAGACCAUAAAACAUCUAGAUAGCCAUCACCAGAGCUGGACACAAGGAAUUUCAUAGAGUGGGCAAUAGACUGCCAGACCAACCCCCUCUGAUCCCCCCCCCCCCAGGGGUCUGCCCACUGAGAAACAACUAGUUUAGAUAUAUUAAUGAGGGUGCUGGACUAUCCAGGGAGUUCUUCAUUUUAUUUCUUUGGUCAGCAACUUCUAGGAGACCUAUACCAUCUAAGACUCCCACAAGAAUUCUAUAUGGGAUAACUACAUGUAAGGAAUUUCUUGUGUUUUCUCCUAUUUUAUUUUAUGUACUGUUUUGCAAUUUGCUAUCUGUAUGUCAUUUAUUUCUGUAUUUUGUACUCAGCACUGUGAAUCUUUUUUGUCAGAUUAAAUGUUUACUUAAUCAGCUUGUGUCUCUAUUCUCUAUGAGCUUCACUCUCCAGAGGAAAGCUCAGGUAAACACGUUACCAAAAAGGGUUAAUUAUAUUUGUUUGAUCAGUAAAAGUAGAACUGUGAUUCUAUAAUUCUCCUGUGUGAGGGGUAACCUAAGACGCCCGGGUUUAAAGUCUUGGUGGUGGCAGUAAAGUGUGUACUAGGGGGUUAGUGUAGAAGGGAUUGCAGGGGUUAAUUGAGUGGUUGCUGGGACUAGCAACAGGUAACCAGUGUCAUUAACCCUGUCACUUCCACACUCUCCCCACUGUCUCAGCUGGGCCCAUAGCCCAUGCUCGUGACAUCUUCCCCAUUCUCCUGCCAAUUUAGCUUUGCUGAAAGUGUUGACAGUGAAUUGCCAUUUCACAUUGCUGCUGAUCUAUACAAACAUGUUAGACUCAGAUAGACCGGGUUAUUCAGUAAAGUGUGAAGUCAAAGUGAAUAUUUUUAACUAGAAGCAUAGCCGACUUAGAGAAUGUUUCCAAGCCGACUAUUUUGACCUUAAAGGUACUAUAUAGUGCCAGGAAAGCAAAGCUGUUUUCCUGGCACUAUAGGUUCCUACAGUGCCCCCCUCCCUUGCACCCCCACUCCUGCAGCCCUGAAGGGGUUAAAAUCCCUUCAGUCACUUACCUGAAUGCAGCACUUAUGUUCCUCUGUGCUGGGUCAGGAUCCGCCCACUCUCCUCCCCCACUGACUAAAAGUCGUCUAAGCACCUGGAAGUCCGUCUAGUGGCUGUCCUGUAGAUAGCCACUAGAGGAGGAGUUAACCCUGAGAGGUAAUUAUUCUAGACUAGUGUCUCUCGGAAACUGCAAUAAUUACCACUGUGGGGUUAAGGGACAUAGGACAUUGUACCCAAACCACUUUAAUGAGCUGAAGUGGUCAGGGUGCUUACGGUGACCCUUUAAACUUGAAAUUCACUUUGAAUUCUCACUUUAGUGAAUAACAAUGAGAGUUAUAAUAGUCAAAACAGUCAACAUAGCCCAGCUGGAAAAAAUGUCUAAAUUAUCUCUGCUUUCCAUUCUACUACUUCAUGCCUUCCAACUGUCCCAAUUUCGUCAGGUCACAACAUACACAGAAUAUCCUAUAUUCUUGGUGUGUCUGAGACCAGGAACUGUUAUUAAGAUAUCAGAUUCAGACAUAGAAAGAUAGAAAUCUUACUAGUGACUAGUGGUUAGAAGACGUUUUGAACUAAGUGCCAGUUUGACAGGUCCAUCAGAGAGCUAGGUUCAUUUUACUCCAUUUAGAAUUUGAACCAGCUGAAACCUGCUAAAUAAUUUAUCUUUAUUUAUUUUACAGGCCUAAGGAACAAUGAACCAGAUACAAAAUUUACUCUAUGAUUCUCUGAUAAGAACUUCUCAUGUAGAAGGUGCCGUUCUUAUCAAAAUAAAGGAGGGGCUAAUGUGUGUGUCACCCCCACGUUUUAACGUAAGUAGAAAAAAUCACGUUUAAAAAAAACUGUGCAAUCAGUAGACCAUACAUUUUAGAACACAAGUCAUAGUCCAAUAAUUCAGUUAUAAAUGGCGUGCACUCACCUAGGAGCACUUGCUUUUAGUUGCCCGUUUUUACAUUCCCUAUAGAUUCCAGCAUGUAUGGACUUUGCCGACGAUAUUAGUUAAUGGGAAAGUUGCGGAACCCAUGUUGGCGAGAGGUGUGCUCUGUUGUCUAGUUAUUUGUGCGGUUUUCAUUAAUCUUCUCUGACCAAUAUUUGCUCCAUAGCAGGGUUAUCCAUUUAAUAUAUUCCUGAUGUGAUUUUAAAUACAUUUUGUGAAUGUAAGAAUUCAAAAAUUGUUACAUUAGAAUUCCCUUUCUUUUUUGAAGAUCCUUUCUUCCGAUACCUCAAUUUGCACACAUAUGCACAAACUACACAGACAUACAAAAUCACUAGAAACACAAAGACCCUGUCAUUGGCUUCAUUGUGGAAUAGCUACAUAGGGUGCAGUUGGAACCCAACUAAGAGAUUCAGGCAAGAGAGACCAGCACCACCAGAAACAUAGAUACAGUUCUGUCCCACUCUAGACUAUAAAAGAUUGUAGACUCUGGGCGUGAUCCCCACUGUGGAAGGCUUUCAACUGGGAAAGAUGGGGUACAAACUACCAUGGACCUCCAAAAUACAUUUGAAUUAUUUUGCUUAUAGGAAUUCUUGUAGUACGAAAUUUUUCCAUGUAAUAUUUAUGAUUUGUUUUUUUGACAAAGUGGAUUUUGUUUAUUUGAAUAUAAGUAAUGUAAUGGCUUUUGUAUUGUUUAGGUUCGAUUGUGAAUUGUUGUGUCUGCUUUCCAGGUCCCACCUCAGCAAGUCCAGCUGAUUAUUGAUGCUUUUAAAAAUGUGUCUGCGACAAGAAAGGAAGGCAUUUACUUUCGUGAGAAGAAUUACAAAUGCAUCCGUGCUGAUAAAAAUUCUGUGUAUGCAAAAUGUGUAAGUUACCAGUUUCGUUACAUGCUAUGGACAUAGAAACAUGUUUUCUUGACCCGUAUUUUCCGGGAUUUGGGAAUCCGAAAUGAAUGAUUUCCAGACAAUAGGAAUAAAUUCACUUAAUAAAGAGAUGACAAAAACUCAUUACAUUAAUUUGUUCAAAAUAUCCGAACUAGAGAAAUAUGUUGAUUUUGGUAUUCUGUCUGUCUGUCUAUCCAUCUAUCUAAUUAUCCACACAUUGGUUGGGUAAUAUCACUUGUGCAUUAUUCUCUAUAAAAAGAUAUGGAUGGACAGGAGCUGAGGAGACAGGGACAGCAAGAUUCUUUCUCCUCAGCUCUUCUGGCAUUUCACUACCAGGAUAGGAGCUAAGCUAUUGGCAGCAGCUGCAAAUAGCACAUGCUCCCUGGGAUUGUAGCUCAAACCACCCUGGUUAUAAAAACCAACGGAUUUAAAAUAUACUGUCAGUAUAACAUAGCUAAAUUGCUUUACCAUGAAUGUGGUUGUCUCUAUAAACGUGUUCUGUUUUUUUUGUUUUUAAUUAGGACGAUGACGGAAUUGUGCUAGUAAAAACAAAAGUUCAUAUCCUACUUGCUACAUACUGCAAAGGAAUGUACCCCAGUGUCUGUGUAGAGGCCACUGAGAAACUCGGUAAGUUUAAGAAACUCCCCAAAACUUGCAUAACCUCCACACUGGUUUCCAGGAGGAACCCACUCUGUACAUGUCCAGAAAUUGUAAAGUGACACAAUGGCAGCAUUCUAAGUAGGUUGGGGCUUUUUUUGUAGAACCAGCAUGAUCAAGGACCACUUACUACUAUUCCAUCUGUCGUAGACUUCAUUACCAGCGGUACUCAGCAGGGGUGAUAAUUGUCAUAGAACUCAUGGUUUAUCCCUAUUAGAUGUAUUGCACUGAAAGAGAAUGCAUACUGUCUUUUUAUUUUUGGACUAACAGGUAUUAUUUAUGUAUUUUUUUAGGUUCUUAUUUCCGAGAGAAGGAAAUGUAAUAACCCACGAUCUUUCAUUGGAUGAAGAUUUCUUACCCAUGGAAGUCUUUGUAAAGACUGUUCACACUUAAGUGAUGUUUUCAGAGACCUUUCAGUAAACAGCGAAUAUGCAGGAGUGUUGUGAGAAUCUCACACACAGAAACAUGACUUGUACAUGACUACAUUCAUUCUGCAUCGUUUGUUACCGUUUUUAAAUUCAGACGCAAUGUUCCAAUUGCUCUACAAUUGUUCCAUUAAACGGAUUCAGCACCUACAAAUACAUGUGUUUCCUCUGAGAACUUUAGCAAUAUGCC
Pelobates cultripes (western spadefoot toad) is the source of this 5911-nucleotide messenger RNA. The record is from the annotation of a GenBank genome assembly. NCBI's taxonomy places the organism in Eukaryota, Metazoa, Chordata, Amphibia, Anura, Pelobatidae.